Pseudonaja textilis is the source of this 1050-nucleotide messenger RNA. It is a transcript of the gene ISL1, whose product is annotated as ISL LIM homeobox 1. Gene Ontology annotation, cellular component: nucleus. Gene Ontology annotation, molecular function: DNA-binding transcription factor activity, RNA polymerase II-specific; cis-regulatory region sequence-specific DNA binding. The record is from RefSeq and is a predicted model, not a curated record. Lineage: Eukaryota; Metazoa; Chordata; Lepidosauria; Squamata; Elapidae. Gene Ontology annotation, biological process: neuron fate specification; positive regulation of transcription by RNA polymerase II; axonogenesis.
AUGGGCGAUAUGGGCGACCCACCGAAAAAAAAGCGGCUGAUUUCCUUGUGCGUCGGCUGCGGCAAUCAAAUCCACGACCAGUAUAUUCUGCGGGUUUCCCCGGAUUUGGAAUGGCACGCGGCGUGUUUGAAGUGCGCGGAAUGUAACCAGUACUUGGACGAGACUUGUACGUGCUUUGUCAGGGAUGGGAAAACCUACUGCAAGCGAGACUAUAUCAGGUUAUACGGCAUCAAGUGCGCCAAAUGCAACAUUGGGUUCAGCAAGAACGACUUCGUGAUGCGCGCCCGCUCCAAAGUCUACCACAUCGAGUGCUUUCGCUGCGUGGCCUGCAGCCGCCAGCUGAUUCCUGGGGACGAGUUCGCGCUGCGAGAGGACGGCCUCUUUUGCCGAGCGGACCACGACGUGGUGGAAAGAGCCAGUCUCGGCGCCGGAGACCCCCUCAGCCCCUUGCACCCCGCCAGGCCGCUCCAGAUGGCAGCAGAACCUAUCUCUGCCAGGCAGCCGGCUCUCCGGCCCCACGUCCAUAAGCAGCCAGAAAAGACCACCCGCGUCCGGACUGUCCUCAAUGAAAAGCAGCUCCACACUUUGAGGACCUGCUACGCCGCCAAUCCCCGGCCCGAUGCCCUCAUGAAAGAGCAGCUGGUGGAAAUGACCGGUCUCAGCCCCAGAGUGAUCCGGGUCUGGUUUCAAAAUAAGCGUUGCAAGGACAAAAAACGGAGCAUCAUGAUGAAGCAGCUGCAGCAGCAGCAGCCCAACGACAAGACGAACAUCCAGGGAAUGACGGGCACCCCUAUGGUGGCAGCCAGUCCGGAGAGACACGACGGUGGCUUGCAGGCGAACCCAGUGGAAGUACAGAGUUACCAGCCGCCCUGGAAAGUCCUCAGCGAUUUCGCCUUGCAGAGUGACAUAGAUCAACCGGCUUUUCAGCAACUUGUUAAUUUUUCAGAAGGAGGCCCAGGUUCCAAUUCCACCGGAAGUGAGGUAGCAUCUAUGUCCUCCCAACUCCCGGAUACACCUAACAGCAUGGUAGCCAGUCCAAUUGAGGCAUGA